AUGCCUGAUCAAAACAAUUCGACCCCUCGCGUGAUUUGUGUACGACACGGAGAGACCAAAUGGUCACGAGAGGGCCGCUUCACCGGGGAUACGGAAAUUGACCUGACCGCGUGGGGAGCAGACGAGGUUUCCCACGCAGGGAAAAUUUACGUUGGCAGAGGCAAGCUGAUUGACCCAGCUCGCCUAGUGAAAGUCAUCGUCAGCCCGAGGAUUCGAGCGAAGCACACUCUAGAGAAGCUUCUACCAACGCCGCCGAGGCCGUCGUCAAAUGAUGUUAAUCUGGAGUCGAAAACUAUCACCACCGAAGAUAUCGCGGAGUGGAACUAUGGCGACUAUGAAGGUUUGACAGACGACAAGAUUAGAUCUCAAAGGCGGCAACAAGAGCUAGAUCAGGAAGACGAUUGGAAUAUAUGGCGCGAUGGAUGCGAGGGCGGAGAGUCAAAGCAACAGGUCACCGAGCGACUAGAUAGACUCAUUACUCAAAUUUGCAAGAUGCAGGAGCCUCACAUUCAAGGCGAGGGGCACGGCGAUGUGCUCGUUGUCGCACACGGUCUCAUCCUUCGCUGCUUUUGGAAGCGUUGGAAUGGCUUUGAGCUUGAUCAGGACAUCUUACUGGAUUUACCAACAGCGGGGAUGUUCGUUCUAAGGUUCGUGAACACUGAAUGCGCCAUUGUUUCGGUACUGUAA
Molecule: messenger RNA, 687 nt
Organism: Colletotrichum godetiae
Lineage: Eukaryota; Fungi; Ascomycota; Sordariomycetes; Glomerellales; Glomerellaceae
Product: putative phosphoglycerate mutase
Exons: 4
Coding region: 1-687 (228 amino acids)
Biological process (GO): ribose phosphate biosynthetic process
Molecular function (GO): sedoheptulose-bisphosphatase activity
Source: RefSeq, a predicted model, not a curated record